CUGCAUUGCUCGUGCUAGCCAUAACCUUCGUCUUCUUCUUGUUCUUCAAGAAUCACUGUUCAAGCUGAACCACAGAUCUUGAAAGCAAUCCAUAGAACCUCUCGGGCUUGAAGAAUCCAAAGAGGAUUUUAGCUGAAUUCGGUGAGGGUUGUGUAGUGAUAGGAACAGGAUUAUAGUUGAGGGUAGUAAAUGGAGGAAAUGAACAAUAGAGGGGAAUUUGUAGCAAAGUCUUCAUUAAGGUCAGCUGCGAGUCUUAAAUCAACAUUAUCUGGAAGAUCAUCCCCGCGAAAUUCCCCAAUCUUUCGGCGGCUAAAUUCCAGCCGGACACCAAGAAGGGAUGGGAGGACUAGUGUAGGUGCUGCAUUGUGGUUGCGGAGCAAUCGCGUCCUCUUGUGGUUGCUUCUCAUUACCCUCUGGGCUUACCUUGGAUUUUUUGUUCAGUCCAGAUGGGCUCACAGCAAUAAGAAGGAGGAAUUUUCAGGCUUUGGAGGCAGGUCACAUGAUAUUGAUUCAGAUGCUGAGCAGAGUCAGCGUAGAGAUUUGAUUGCUACCGAUAAUUCCAUAUCUGCCAUGAAUGAGACAUUUAGAUAUGAAGAAUGGAAUGAUAAAUCAGUAAAUGUAGCUUUGGCCAAGAAAGAAGAGGGUAGUGCUCCCUCUGGUCGUAAGACAAACUCGAAGAAGAAGAGCAAACGACCAGCACGAUCUUCAAGAGGUAAAGCUCGAGGUAGGAGAAAAACAAAAUCAGAAGUUGAGAAUAAAGAUGUAGAAGAGCAGGAAGCAGAAAUUCCCAACACAAACAGUACAUAUGGAUUGCUUGUUGGUCCAUUUGGCUCAAUAGAGGAUAGGAUCCUAGAAUGGAGUCCUGAGAAGAGAUCUGGGACAUGUAACAGGAAGGGGGACUUUGCACGUCUUGUUUGGUCCAGAAGAUUCAUCUUGAUAUUCCAUGAGCUUUCCAUGACUGGAGCACCACUUUCAAUGAUGGAGUUGGCAACAGAACUUCUGAGCUGUGGAGCCACUGUUUCAGCAGUUGUGCUUAGCAAGAAGGGUGGUUUGAUGCCAGAACUUACCAGAAGACGAAUCAAGGUGCUUGAGGACAAAGCGGAUUUCAGCUUUAAAACUGCAAUGAAGGCUGAUCUUGUCAUUGCUGGAUCAGCUGUGUGCGCAUCAUGGAUUGAACAAUAUAUUGAGCAUUUUCCUGCCGGUGCAAGCCAAGUUGCCUGGUGGAUUAUGGAAAAUCGACGAGAGUACUUUGAUCGCUCAAAAGAUGUCUUGAACAGAGUAAAGAUGUUGGUUUUCCUUUCUGAAUCACAAUCUAAACAAUGGCAAAAGUGGUGUGAAGAAGAAAGCAUAAAGCUUAGAUACCACCCUGAACUAGUUCCAUUAUCUGUUAAUGAUGAACUGGCAUUUGUAGCUGGCCUUCCUUCUACACUGAACACUCCUUCAUUCAGUACUGAGAAGAUGACUGAAAAAAGGCAGCUUUUGCGAGAUUUAGUCCGAAAAGAAAUGGGCUUGACUGAAAAUGAUAUGCUUGUGAUAUCUCUAAGUAGCAUCAACCCUGGGAAGGGCCAACUAUUACUUCUUGAAUCAGCAAUCUCUGUAAUAGAGGAACCGAGACAAUUGCCAGAUGAUAAGAAGAUGAGAAAACUGAAUAUAAGAGAAGGCCUAUCAACCCUGGCUCGAAGACGUCGUAUCAGAAAAAUGUUACCGCCGUUGAAGGAUGGCGAUGCGGUUCUGAAAGGUGCCUCCAAAAAUUCUUUAAACAGAAAACAGGUUUUGUCCAGCAACCAAGGAACAAUGGAACAAUCUCUCAAAGUUCUUAUUGGUUCUGUUGGAUCCAAGAGUAACAAGGCUGAUUAUGUUAAAGGUCUUUUAAAUUUCUUACAACAGCAUCCGAACUCCUCCAAAUCAGUUUUAUGGACUCCAGCCACAACACGUGUUGCUUCGCUUUACUCUGCUGCUGAUGUUUAUGUCAUAAACGCUCAGGGCCUGGGAGAAACAUUUGGACGGGUGACUAUAGAAGCGAUGGCGUUUGGGCUUCCGGUUCUGGGAACAGAUGCUGGGGGAACAAAGGAGAUCGUCGAGAACAAUGUUACAGGUCUUCUUCAUCCCAUUGGACACCAAGGGAAUCAAGUCCUUGCACAGAAUCUCCAGUUUUUACUCAAAAACCAGUUGGCAAGGAAGCAAAUGGGGAUAGAAGGAAGAAAGAAGGUGCAGAGCAUGUAUAUGAAGCAGCACAUGUAUAAGAAAUUUGUAGAGGUUAUUGUGCGGUGCAUGAGAAGCAAGUAAACAAAAUAAUAACUUCGUGGCUCUUGCAUUACUCUUAAAUUCUUUCAUUGGAUUCGCAUUACAUAAUCCUCAGUCUUCUCUGUAUGAAGUGCCAUUCUCGUGCUCAAUCUAUGAGAAAACAUUACCAGCUCCCAAAUUUUCUUUUAUUGGUAAAUAAAUGCUCUUAUGCAAUUCUGGAAAUCAGAA
Molecule: messenger RNA, 2472 nt
Organism: Arachis ipaensis
Lineage: Eukaryota; Viridiplantae; Streptophyta; Magnoliopsida; Fabales; Fabaceae
Source: RefSeq, a predicted model, not a curated record